Molecule: messenger RNA, 261 nt
Organism: Triticum turgidum subsp. durum (durum wheat)
Lineage: Eukaryota; Viridiplantae; Streptophyta; Magnoliopsida; Poales; Poaceae
Source: the annotation of a GenBank genome assembly
AUGUGCUUCGGCGAGGUGGGUCAAGCUAGCGCACGCGCAAAGAGUUGCUCCGGCGCGGGCGCCGCUGAGGUGGAGGUGGAGCUACGGCGGCUGGUGGUGGACGGUCGUCACGUCGAUGUUAACUUCGACGAGUUCCAUCACCUCCACUACUACCUCAGGCAGGGUCAAGGAGGAGGAGGCAGUGAACGGAGAAGGAAGGAGGCGCUGGGGUGCCAGCGGAUGUUCACCUGCCACCUUGCUUGUUGUUCGCUAGGGCAGUAG